CGACGCGAUCACGACAUCAGACAGGGCAUAUGCAUCUGUGUUUGCGCACAUAAUGAUUUUCUAGUAUGCCGGCAUGAGCAGUACCGGUAGAUAACAAUGCGUGCGUGCAGGUAACGCCUAUUAGCAGAUUUGCUAACGGACAUCUACCGACAGUCCGCGUCUGGCACAGUUCCGCCGGAUCCGGAUCUCUCUCUUCUGGGUGUUUCUGAGUCAUUGCCCACUGCGCAUGGAUUACAGGAAGUCUCCACGUUUAUGACAGCGCUGUAGGCCAGUCGAAUCAACAUCCGGGAGGGUGAGAAGGUGGCGAUCAUUGUUCAGAAUCUCCCAGGACGAACAUAGAAAGAUGUCUCGUUUCCGGCGGAUGUUCGCCACAGGUCUGUUGGUGGCUUUAGCAACCAACUCUAUCUUGUUGCCCUGCCAUGGUAUGGAUGAGGACGUGCUGCAGAACGUCGUGUUCAGCGAUGAGCACGAGGAGACACGUGACAUACAGUAUGACACUGAUGCUGGUGCUGCUGGUGCUGGUGCUGGUGGUGCUGCUGCUGGUGCUGAUGCUGAUGGUGCUGCUGCUGAUGGUGGUGGUGGUGGUGGUGGUGGUGGUGGUGAUGAUGACAGUGACAUGGAUUUUACUAUCCACAUGGGCAAAGAUCCCAGAGAGAUGGCAACACAUCAUGAAUCAGCUAGCAUUGUACCAGUGGAAGCCAUAACACUGCAAGAUGAUCAUAUUCGGGACGGUUACACGGGGACACUCAGCUUGCGAGUAGCUGCAUUCGGUGAAGAAUGGAUUCUGGACCUGCUGAACAACCCGAUAAGUGCAAAGGUGGAGUCCUACUUUCAUCAGGGCGAUGAUGACGACGUCGCUGACAACAUGGGUGCUUAUGAUGAUGAUGUUGGCCUUGUACCCAAAAAGCGAGUUGCUGCAGACUGUCACUAUCAUGGACGAAUACGUCACGGUCAUCCGGAGAGCUGGGUAGUUGCGAGCACUUGCCAUGGACUUAUCGCGAAGUUCUGGGAUGGCAACGAGACGUACACUAUCGCGCCCAUGCAGAUGAAGCUCUGGGGAAAGCACAUCAUGUAUCGUGGCUGCGAUAUGAAGCCCAAAACUCCAGGGACAUGCGGUGCCAAGCAUGCUGAUGGACAACCGGAGAUGUCGCGACAGGGCAGCUUGGACGAGAUGGCCGCCUCUAUGCUUGGCGAUACCCAUGCAAGAAUGAAGCGCCAGACAAUCCUCACAGAAGGCCGUCAGAGAGUGGUGGAGAUGUUCAUCGUGGCAGACAAUCGAUUCUACGCCAUGUUCAAUCGCAAUGAUGCAGUGACAGUGUCCUACAUCGAAGCCGCAAUCAACCAGAUGGACUUGGCCUAUCGCACCAUCAACUUCCGUGUAGUUAUGGUCAAUCUGAUCCUGUUCAACCAGAGGGAUGCGUUUUUCGUCACUUUCAAUCCAAAUGCCCUGCUGAGGGACUUCACCAAUUACAUCGAUUCCAUCAGCCAGAAUAUCUCUGUUUCAUACGAUGCUGCUCAGUUUUUGACUGGGAUUGACCUUUCCGGUUCUACAAUUGGCAUCGCUGCGAUUGGGGAAAUCUGCAUGCCUGAAGGAGCAUCGGUUGUACAGCAAAGAACCACCGACGAAGUGGCCGACACUGCUAUCGUCAUGGCACAUGAACUCGGACAUAAUCUGAACAUGUUGCACGAGAACGGACGGUCCUGCGAUAACUGUCCGGGUAAUGAGCCAUGUAUCAUGUCAUCUCAUGUCAGUCCGAAUCAGCUGCUUCUGUUCAGCCAGUGCGCCCUGGAUGACUUCGAUAUUUUAACCUCUGCACAGCACUCGUGUUUAGCACUCCAGGCAGAGUGUGGCAAUGGGUUUGUCGACGACGGCGAGGACUGUGAUUGCGGUGAUCCUGCGGUGGAUGAGUGCAACAACCCGUGCUGCGAUCAGAUGACCUGCAAGCUAACCAGUACAGCUCAGUGUGCCCAUGGUGCAUGCUGCAACCUUGCAAGCUGUAUGCCGAUGACCAAGGAUACAGUAUGCCGUGCAGCGUCCAUCAACAACACAUGUGAUAUAGAAGAUACGUGUGACGGAGUGACGGGACAGUGUGCGGAUUCGCGGCGGAGGAAUGGACUCUCAUGCCCCAACUCUCCACUAGACCUGUGCUGGGAAGGCAAGUGCGUGACACGACAGAGCCAAUGUGAAACUCUAUUUGGACAAGGUGCUGGAAGCGGCUCUGAGCUGUGCUACGCACGCAACGUGGACGGCACGUCAUUCGGCAAUUGCGGCGUCUCGAUCUUAUUCUACUUUUACACAUACAGAUACCUCUUUGCCCGGUGCCAGGAAAGAGACGCCCUGUGUGGCAAGCUGUGGUGCAAUGAAGGAGGCAGCCGGUUUGCCCGGCUGCCAUACUCCGUCUCAACCCAGGGCUUCGAGGUGGGCCGCACCGACAGUCGCCAGGUGUUCUCUUGCAAAGGUGCCAUGGUGCUGCAGAAUAGCUUCUACUUGACACACCAGCAGGACACCUACACCCUUGUGAACGAUGGUCAGUCCUGUGGUGAGGAUAUGGUAUGUCUGGAUCAGCGCUGUGUUGAUUUGGACAACGCCGCCAACAGCACACAGUGUCCAUAUCACAACGGCCUGGAAUGUAACGAAUACGGAGCGUGUGAUCAGUUUGGCGAUUGUCACUGUCAGGCAGGCUUCAGCGGAGCGGCUUGCGAAACAGACAUUGACGACUGUGUUGAUGUGAAGUGCCUCAACGGUGGAACUUGCCAGGAUGGAAUCAACAUGUUCAAGUGCCUGUGUCCGAAGGACUAUGCUGGAACUCUGUGCGAGCAAAUGGAUCAAUGUGCCUUAUCCCCAGAUGCGUGUGCCGAGUACGGCAAGAACGGCGUGUGCAUUAAUGAUGACAGCGGCCAGUCGUUUGUCUGCGGCUGUCGCCACGGCUUCACCGGAACCCCGUGCGAGAAUAUCGACGAAUGUAAAGCGAGUGCUGCUGCCGCAACGCCGGCCACAUGCAGUGUUAAUGCCGAGUGCCUGGAUAGCGAGGGCAGUUACGAGUGCGUGUGUGGCAGCGGAUACACGGGUGAUGGGGCUACGUGCACGGACGUAAACGAGUGCUACGUGGGAAACUACGAGCUGUGUCCGCGGGAGUCCGACUGCAACAACACAAUUGGCUCAUUUGUCUGUACUUGCAUGAGUGGAUAUACCGGUAAUGGAGCGUCGUGUUUGGACGUGGACGAAUGUUCUCUCUCACCGAACGAAAUUUGCCAACCGUAUGGCCAGUGCAACAACACACAUGGUUCAUUUGUAUGUGAUUGUGUGAAAGGUGCCAAGCUCGUUGCGUACAGCAAUCAGUGUGUCGAUAUUGACGAAUGCGAGAAUCGUUACUACGGACCCACUCAGUACUGCGACUAUCGCAGCAACUGCACCAACUCACCGCUGAGUUUCGAUUGCAAUGGCUGCAGGUCGGGCUACAAGGGCGACGGUUCCCCCGGCAACUGCUCGGAUAUUGACGAAUGUGCGCUGGGCUUGCACAUGUGCACAAACGGAUUCGUCUGUAAUAACUAUUAUGGAGGUUUCUCGUGCCGGUGUCCGUCCGGCUAUCGCAUUAACACCUCGUCGGGACGCUGUGAGGAUCGGAAUGAGUGCCUGGAGAACUACUACCGGUGUUACAGCAAUUCAGUGUGUGUCAACGUGCCGGGAAGGUACCGCUGCGAGUGCGAGCCAGGGUUCCGUCAGCUCUACGGCCGUCAGCCUUACAUCCAUUGCUACGACAUCGAUGAAUGCAGCGUCGGCGCGGACGACUGCGACAACACUACUGGCCACAUAUCAUGCUACAACACGCACGGGUCAUUUCUGUGCGCAUGCUCUCCGGGUUUCGUACAGGUGAACGGCAGUGCGGACGCCAACGAGACCUCCUCAGUGCAGCCAACCCUCUCGCCGUUUGUGCCGUUCACAAGCAACCCGUUCGUUACUAACGCGCCGCCGAUCGUCAACAACGAUCCCGACAAGUGUGUUGAUGUGGACGAGUGUGCCCUGGGUUAUUGUCUACCUCACGGCACCUGCUCAAACUCGGUUGGCAGUUACAACUGCAGCUGCGUUCCGGGCUCGGUGCUGCGGUCCGGCCGCUGUGUGGAUCGGGAUGAGUGCGACUUCGGCAACCGAUUUUCGAGACAGUUCUGCGACCCGAACGCCAACUGCACGAACACUCAGCUGGGCUACGAAUGCGACGGCUGCCGAGACGGUUACGAAGGAGACGGCACGCCUGGCAACUGCAUGGAUGUCAAUGAAUGUGUGGACGGCCUUCACGAGUGCACAAACGGAUUCCAGUGCAGGAACGUGCAGGGCGGGUUCUACUGUCACUGUCCCUACGGCUACAGGAUCAACAGCUCCGGUUACUGCAACGACAGGGACGAAUGCCUGGAGUACUACCGGCCGUGUUUCUACGACGACGUGAUGUGCGUGAACACCCCCGGAUCCUUCAGCUGCCAGUGCGAGCCUGGUUUCAGGCAAUACGGCUACAGAUUUGGUCGCUACAAUCGCUGCUUUGACAUCAAUGAGUGUAGCUCGGGUGCGGACGACUGCCUCAACGACACCACGCUCAUCUCUUGCUACAAUACGCAGGGCUCCUAUCGCUGUGCCUGUUCGCCCGGAUACGAGGUCGAUAACCAGACCGCGCCGACUCUGCCGGCCAUGACGGCGACGCCGAGCGCGUUCUUCACGACCGCGCCAUCAGACGAGAACCACAACGAUCCUGAUCUGUGCGUGGACCGCGAUGAGUGUGAUCAGGGUUACUGUACACCGUAUGGCAAUUGUACCAACACACAGGGCAGCCAUAUCUGCAGCUGUUCCGACGGUGCCGAAGAGCGCGGCGGACAGUGUUUGGAUCGCAACGAGUGCUCCGACCAGCACCGAGGCCGCUUCUGCGAUCUCAAAGCGUUCUGCGUGAACACGCAUCUCAGCUACGCCUGCAGUAGCUGUUUUCCGGGUUACCACGGCGACGGAAGCGCCGGCUCCUGCGUCGACUACGACGAAUGUGCCAACGCCAGCCUGGUGGGACUGUGUAGGGAGGAGCACGGCGGAGUGUGCAUCAACACUGCCGGCAGUUACUUCUGCAUCUGCUUGCCCGGGUAUCAACGCGCCGGCUCGCGCUGUGUCGAUAUCAACGAAUGCUACAGGUGGUACACGGUGAGCCGUAACUGCGACGCUCGCUCGACGUGUGUCAAUACGGUGGGUUCGUUCGUCUGUCAGUGCCGCCCCGGUUACACCGGCCCGGGCUGGCGGAGUUACUAUGACUACAGUUACCGUGGCUGCGAGGACAUCAACGAAUGCGAGGAUCCGGCCGUCAUGGACACGUGCUCGCACGGAACCGUUGAAUGUGUAAACACGCCGGGAAGUUACUCCUGCCAGUGCAAGGCCGGUUUUCAGCCAGAUGACGGCGGCAGCUCAUCCGAUCUGCAAUGUACAGACCAGAAUGAAUGUGAAAUUACGGUCUUCUGCCAUCCGCAUGGCAACUGUACGAACACAGUCGGAAGUUAUGAAUGCAAUUGCCAGCAAGGUGCAACGCAAGUCAGCGUACUUUGCCUAGACAUCAACGAAUGCGACUUCAAAGCGUACGGCGAGCGAUACUGCGACAGAAACUCCAACUGCAGCAACUCAGUUCUCGGCUACGACUGCGGUGGCUGUCGACAUGGUUUCCAUAAGGCAGAGGGCAGGUGUACGGAUCUUGACGAAUGCCAAGACGAGGGUAUUUCACUCUGCGCGGAGCAGAACUACACGACCUGUUUGAACACGCCUGGUUCAUUUCUCUGUGGCUGCGACGUUGGGUACUCCUACAGCAGCAGUCUGGGUGCUUGUACGGACGUCGACGAAUGCUCUACCUACUUUGGGUACCGGUGCUACUACCGAGCGACAUGCAGGAACACUCCCGGUAGCUUUGAGUGCGACUGCGACCCGGGCUGGACGGGCAAUGGGUACUCGUGCAGCCCGCUGAACAGAUGCCGGGUGCCGGAGCUGAACCCGUGCAAUGGAACAGCCGAGAUCUGCGUGGAUAGGUACUAUGGCAACGUGCGCUGCGACUGUCUCUACGGCUUUCGACGAGAGGGCUCCGAUUGCGUCGAUAUUGACGAAUGCGUCGAGCAGAUCGCCUGCCAGCCAUACGGAAACUGCACCAACUAUCCGGGAUACUUCGCCUGCGAUUGCGCGGCCGGAGCGGAAAACGAACGGUGCGUCGACCGUGACGAAUGCUCCCCGCACUAUCGCAGCAGCCUGCUAUUCUGUGACGAGAAUGCCAACUGCACAAACACGCCACUGAGCUACGAGUGCCACGGCUGCCUCACUGGAUACACCGGUGACGGUUCGGUCGGCAGCUGUGUGGAUGUCGACGAAUGUGCACUGGGAACAGACGGUUGUAAUGUCACCGGCGGCGAACGCUGCGUGAACACGCACGGAAGCUUUCACUGCGACUGUCUGACAGGAUUCGUAUUCGACGCCUCCUUGGGAGAAUGCACAGACCUAAACGAAUGCUCAUAUUCCAAUCGCUAUCGCUACUGUUCCUACAGUGCGUCGUGCCGCAAUACUCAUGGCUCAUACCUAUGUAACUGCUCGACUGGGCUGAUGUUCGACGGACGCGCUUGCAUUGAUGUUGAUGAAUGUGGAAAUGGCACGGAAACUCUGCGUGCCUGCACCGCGAGAAACCAGACAUGCCGCAACUACAACGGAGGCUACAGUUGUCAAUGCUCGCUUGGCUAUGAAUUGUCAUCGUAUGGCGGCGACGGUGGUGUUUGUGCGGAUGUGAAUGAAUGUCUUAAGUACGGCGCGUGCCGCUUCUACGGCACGUGUACAAACACUGAAGGCAGUUACACGUGUGAUUGUGUAAACGGUUCCGAGGUCCUCUACUCCAGACAUUGCCACGACAUCAACGAAUGCUCGUACAGCUAUCGGCUGGAAAAUCGUUCGUGUGACCGCUAUGCCAACUGCGAGAACACGGAGCUUGGCUACAGGUGUCUGGGCUGUCAGCGUGGCUUCACAGGAUCGGGACUACCCGGCGACUGUAUUGACAUUAAUGAAUGUUUGCUGCCGGCUAACAGCUGCAGUGCCAACACCAGCAACGCGUCGGGAACAUGUCAGAACACGCUGGGGAGCUUCAGCUGCAGCUGCCCGCUGGGAUUCAGAUCUAGCAACGGACGAUGUGUGGACCUGGACGAGUGUUCCAGGUACUUUUGCCAUACCCACGCGGAUUGCAAUAACACGUAUGGCUCGUUUUCGUGCGAAUGCCGCACAGGUUACAGCGGCAAUGGGAGAGUGUGCUACGAUGUAAACGAAUGUCUCAACGACACGCUGAACAACUGCACCGGCUUCGGCAUCGAGUGCGUCAAUCUUCACGCAACGCCCCCCGGGUUCGCGUGUCGGUGCGCGGCCGGCUAUCGCACCGCCGCCGACGGUAGUUGUGUGGACGUGGAUGAGUGUACGGUGCACGGUGCGUGCCGGCCGUACGGCACAUGCACAAACACGGUGGGAGGGUACAACUGUACGUGCCGUGAGGGGUCCGAGCACACCGGCUAUAGCUGCGCCGACAGAAACGAGUGCAGCCACCGGCACUUCUAUUCGGGCCUUUACUGCGAUCACAACGCCAACUGCGUAAACUACAACUUGGGAUACAUAUGUGCCGGUUGUCAAACCGGGUACCGUGGCAGCGGAUUGCCGGGCAACUGCACGAGAAUUGACUACUGCGCCGAGAGGCAGCACCAGUGCAAUGGCACUAACGAGGUGUGUCGGUCCUCUCUGUACGGCACUAUUAACUGCGGAUGCCGCCAGGGCUAUUCUCGGAGAAACGGCACUUGUACGGACUAUGAUGAGUGUGAAUAUGCUUAUCGGUGUGGCAGCGCCAACGUCUCUACUUGCAUCAAUACACCAGGGUCCUUUAGAUGCGAGUGUGCCGUCGGGUUUAAGUACCAACAACUCCCCGUCUACGACUACCGUUACCUGUGUCUGGAUAUAGAUGAAUGUGCACUUGGCAUCCACAACUGCAGUGAUGCUGUCAAGGGUAGAUCGAGUGGGUGCAACAAUACCCUGGGCAGUUACCGAUGUAACUGCUCCACGGGAUAUGCUGUAUCAGUUUCUUCACAUGACGGUAGUCAGGCUUGCUCCGACAUUGACGAAUGUACGGCGGGAACGCACGAUUGCGCGGGAGGCUCGACGUUCUGCCGCAACACUGACGGUGGCUUCGCCUGUCCCUGCUCUCCAGGAUACGUAGCCUCCGCGGGUGGCGAUGGCAGUGCUUGCUUGCCAGCAGACUGCCGGGCAGUGUCCCGGUCGUGCACGCCACUGGGCGAGUGCGUUUUACGCUCGCCCAACGACAACAACAACAACACUGGCUCGUACGAGUGCGAGUGUCAAGCCGGUGCGGAGCUGAUUGACCAGCGGUGUGUGGAUGUAGAUGAGUGUAGCCGCAGCAGUAGCAGCAGCAAUGGUGACUCUCCGCCGUGCCAGGCAAACGCAAGCUGCUGGAACACACGGCCGGGCUUCGAAUGCCUGUGCAGUGGUGGCUUCCAUGCUAGCACCGGCACCGCUCAGUUCAACGACGGGCGUCUCGAGUGCAUCGACACGGACGAAUGCGCCCAGCGCGGCACCAACAACUGCGACGCGUCCGGGAGAGCUACCUGCGCAAAUCACAUCGGAACAUACAGCUGCUCUUGCCGAAUGGGUUUCCUUGGAAACGGCCUACAAGGAUCCUGCCAAGAUGUUGACGAAUGCAACAGUGAAACGCAUGGCUGUGACUUAAGACUAACGUACUGUCAGAACUCACCGGGCAGCUACACGUGUCCGUGUCGCGACGGCUUUACACAGAACCUGGCCACCGGUGCUUGCACAGACCAGGACGAAUGUGCCGGGGACUCGCACAGCUGUGGUCGCAACACGCGCUGCGCCAACACCCUCGGCAGCUACGACUGCCCGUGCCUGACCGGCUUCAACGCCACGCUCGCGCUUGCCGCGUCCGUGCCGCCGCAAGCCGCGUCUCCGUCGCCGCGAUUACGUCAAUGCAGUGAUGUUGACGAAUGUCAGCUGAUGUUACGGAACUGCUCAGGUGACAACGUGGAGUGCUCCAACACCCCAGGCAGUUCACGCUGCGAUUGCUUGCCAGGCUUUUAUCGUGAUGACGGAGCACAGUGUGCGGAUGUUCAAGUACUGGUAAACACGUCGGCAUUCUCUGCGCCGGCUGAGCCUAGUUCCACAACUCUGACCUGGGAGGUAAAGCCAUUCCAGGACAUGCGACUAACGUUGUACCAGAUAAUCGUCGUUCAUCUUGGCCAGCCGGACAUGGCGCAGGUGCUGGAUCUGUUGCGCGUCUCCCCCGACGAUCUAUUCCCCGUCGGAAGUGACAAGAUACAAUCGUACGCCAAGCUAGUCAACGUCGCCAUCGCCCCCGACAACCCCAGGGCACACAUUGCCGCUGUGGUGACACUGGACAUGCUCCGGUCCGAGGAGUUCACCAUUGGCAACGACCUGCCAGCAUCCGUGGCUGGCAGCAACGUUCGAAAUGGCCCGCUAGAACCAAACGUCAUGUACACGCUAUUCUACAGGGGUUUGUCCGAUGGUCAGCGGGGCAAGCGACAGGUGGAUCCUGGCACCGAUAGGCUGGUUCAGACCUCCAGCUUCCAGCCGCUGCAAAUGACAGAUGUUGACGAAUGCAACAGUGAAACGCAUGGCUGUGACUUAAGACUAACGUACUGUCAGAACUCACCGGGCAGCUACACGUGUCCGUGUCGCGACGGCUUUACACAGAACCUGGCCACCGGUGCUUGCACAGACCUGGACGAAUGUGCCGGGGACUCGAACAGCUGUGGUAGCAACACGCGCUGCGCCAACACCCUCGGCAGCUACGACUGCCCGUGCCUGACCGGCUUCAACGCCACGCGCGCGCUUGCCGCGUCCGAGCCGCCGCAAGCCGCGUCUCCGUCGCCGCGGUUACGUCAAUGCUCGGACGUUGACGAGUGUUCUCUAGGCGUUCACGGCUGCGGCGUCAACACGCAGUGCGCUAACACGGAUGGCAGCUAUGCGUGCGCGUGCACGGCAGGAUUUACCGGCAAUGCGGUACGGGCGUCCGGCCGAGAUUGCUAUGAUAUUGACGAUUGUGAGCUGGGCGUGUGCGAUGCCGUUUCGACGACGUGCCGUAACUCCGAUGGCGCCUUUAGCUGCAGGUGUCGCCAUGGAUUCGUGCCGUAUGCAGAGAACACGACACACUGCAGUGAUGUUGACGAAUGUCAGCUGAUGAUACAGAACUGCUCAGGUAAUCCAUCUUGAUGUAAAUUAUAAUAU
Sycon ciliatum is the source of this 10303-nucleotide messenger RNA. Its product is annotated as fibrillin-3-like. Gene Ontology annotation, biological process: proteolysis. NCBI's taxonomy places the organism in Eukaryota, Metazoa, Porifera, Calcarea, Leucosolenida, Sycettidae. Bases 344 to 10288 code for a protein of 3314 amino acids. The transcript is spliced from 31 exons. The record is from RefSeq and is a predicted model, not a curated record. Gene Ontology annotation, molecular function: metalloendopeptidase activity; calcium ion binding.